Molecule: messenger RNA, 384 nt
Organism: Trifolium pratense (red clover)
Lineage: Eukaryota; Viridiplantae; Streptophyta; Magnoliopsida; Fabales; Fabaceae
Product: nuclear transcription factor Y subunit B-6-like
Exons: 2
Coding region: 1-384 (127 amino acids)
Biological process (GO): regulation of transcription by RNA polymerase II
Cellular component (GO): CCAAT-binding factor complex
Molecular function (GO): protein heterodimerization activity; RNA polymerase II cis-regulatory region sequence-specific DNA binding; DNA-binding transcription activator activity, RNA polymerase II-specific
Source: RefSeq, a predicted model, not a curated record
AUGGAGCACGGAAGCCCUUCGUCUAACCACAAUCGUUCAACAGCAUCAAGCUCUGUUAUUUUUGAGAAACAUGUACCUCCAAAAGAAGGCGAGGAAGUGAAUAUUCUCAUUGUGCAUUUGACAAGAAUUAUGCGGCGUGCUCUUCCCCGAAAUGCAAAAAUCAAUAAUGGUGCUAAGGAGUCGAUUCAAUUGUGCGUGUCCGAAUUUAUGGGCAUUAUCACAACUAAGGCUAACGAGCGAUGCAAGGCAGAGCAUCGAAAGAUCAUUACUGCAGAUGAUUUAAUAUGGGCCAUGGAAAAGUUCGGCUUUGAUGACUAUGUCGGGCCUCUCAAGCUUUACCUAAAAAAUUAUCGCGACCAUAAAGAUCAGACCGGUGACAUUUAG